Messenger RNA from Angiostrongylus costaricensis, 945 nucleotides. The record is from the annotation of a GenBank genome assembly. NCBI's taxonomy places the organism in Eukaryota, Metazoa, Nematoda, Chromadorea, Rhabditida, Metastrongylidae.
AUGGCCUCGCUGUUCCUGCUGUGCGAUUUGGCACAUGCUUUCUAUAUUCACGCCGGCGUAUUCAUGCACGCGCCAGCAGAUGUGGUCUCCUUUAUGCGGAUUGCAUUCUACGAGUCAAUUCCACCAAAAGCCUGUUAUCAACCCAAAGAAUUACCGAUUGAUCGCCCUCUACAUGCUUAUGCAAACGAUCCUCCAAUCACGAAUACAGGAGAUCUUCUGGCUCGAAUCAUCGCUAAGGGUAUCUACUCAACUUCUUAUGUGCCAGAUCUCAUCUAUUCGUCGCCAGCGUUGAGAUGUCUGCAAACUGCGAAAGCCGUCCGAUCCAUCUGUGAUUGCCAAGCUCACAUCAGGUGUUCUAGUCUUAUGCUGUCCGUACCUGGUGCCGUUCGAUUUUUCACCGACGAACUGGCAUGUCGGAUUUCGGAAGGGAGAACCGGUGGUGCAACGUAUCCAUUCUCCUUUAUUUCAUAUAACAGAAGAGUCGAACCGGGACUGUUUGAGAAUUUAUCGAUGUAUCCUAAUGGUCUGCCUCAAUUCGCGACACCUGAACAGCGUGCUCAAUUCAACGUCGACGAGAGAUACAGGCCUCACAUGAGUAUCAGUGACCUGAGAAGGAAUCUUCAUGAAACCGCUGCCGACUACAACAGCCGUUUGAGGAACACUCUGUUACGAAUCGCUAAAAUGCACGAAGUGGUCGGUCAUGCCUCAACAGUCGAUUUGGCAGCUGGCCAUCUCGCAAAGAGUUCUCGUAAGUCAACUGAGCACGAUCUGACUUGGAGCUACAGGAAAAUACCUGUCGGCAGUACCUUAGUGCUCGAGCGUGUUCAGGGUCGCCGUGGAUGGACACCAAACCUCUAUGCGAUUCCACCUGUCACCUAUACAGGUCUAAGUAAUCAAUUCAGUGCUCCAUUUGUACUACGUGAUGCACCAGUGGUGAAGGAAUGA